Linum tenue is the source of this 663-nucleotide messenger RNA. The record is from the annotation of a GenBank genome assembly. NCBI's taxonomy places the organism in Eukaryota, Viridiplantae, Streptophyta, Magnoliopsida, Malpighiales, Linaceae.
AUGUGCAAGAAAGAGUGCGGCCACGACUCCGACGACGGCGAAGACAACAAAUCCGCCGCAAUGAGGUACGUCAUUAUGGCCGCCGUGGCCCUGGUCAUCAUAGGCCUGACCGUCCUAAUCAUGUGGGCCGUCCUCCGGCCCAAAAAGCCCACAUUCCUCCUCCAGGACGCCACGCUCUACGCCUUCAACCUAACCAACUCCAACCUCUUCCUCACCACCACGCUCCAGGUCACGCUCUCGUCACGCAACCCGAACCGGCGGGUCGGGGUCGACUACACCCGCCUCGGGAUCUACGCAUCGUACCGCAACCAGCAGAUCACGCUGGCCACGGAGCUUCCCCAGGGGUACCUGGGGACCAAGGACGUGACCAUGUGGUCCCCGUUUCUGUACGGGGAGACCGUGCCGGUCUCCCCGAACCUGGUCCAAGCUGUGGGCCAGGAUCUGGCCGCCGGGGUCGUGAUAGUGAACGUGAAGGUGUACGGGAGGGUGAGGUGGAAAGUUGGGUCGUGGCUUUCGGGGAAGUACCACCUGGCGGUGAACUGUCCGGCGUAUCUCAGAUCUGCGGCCGGCGGUGGAGGCGGAGGAGGAUUGGUUGCUGUCGGCGGGGGAGCGGGGGUGAAGUAUCAGUUUGAUCAUGGUUGUAACGUUGAAGUGUCGGCUUGA